This is a messenger RNA of Mus caroli (Ryukyu mouse), 1521 nucleotides long. NCBI's taxonomy places the organism in Eukaryota, Metazoa, Chordata, Mammalia, Rodentia, Muridae. The record is from RefSeq and is a predicted model, not a curated record.
UACGGAUCUCUUUCAUGGAUGGACCCAGGCUCUUCUGAAAGGGCUAGCAUGUCAGGAAACUCUGGAUGCCCCUUCUUCCUCUGGGGACUUCUAGCCUUCUUGGGCUUGGCUCUGGUUAUAUCGUUGAUCUUCAAUAUUUCCCACUAUGUAGAGAAGCAGAGACGAGAUGAAAUAUACAGAUACUCUGAUGACUACAUUCCAAGAGUUGAUGAAUAUUAUGUUGAAGAUGCUCCAAUUUAUGGUAACUUAGAAAAUAUAAUCCCAGAACCACUGGAUGAGGACUGCUAUGAACAAAUGAAAGGUCGACCUCAGAGAUCUGCAAGUGAUCCGCAGGAAGUGGCUGCACCUGCACAGGUACCUGCUGAAGCUCAGAUGUGCUAUGCCUCACUGGAUCACAGCGUGAAGGGGAAACGCAGAAGGCCCAGGAAACAGAAUACUAAUUUAUCAGACAGAGGAAAGGAUACACAAGUCUAUACAAUGGAUGCCAACGUUUCUCAGAUAAAUAUGGUAGAAAGUUUCCCACCAGAUAACCAGGUAGUAGAGGAAAGCAUUCAUGAUGAUCCCGCUAGACUGUUUGGGUUGAUCCGUGCCAAAAGAGAGCCUGUAAUCUAACUGGACCAUCAUCCAUCUCAAUGAUAACACCCUAUGAAAGAUGGUUAAAAUCCCUCAUGUGACACACAGGGACUGGCAGGGUGACAGUCUGCUCAUUUGUCAAUGGGAUGGUACCUUCCUUUCUCUUCAUGGAUUGCAUCCCUGCACAUUAAGUCUAAUUAAAAUUAUCUAGAUAAAUUCAGUCAAAGAAUAUCCAAAUAGGAAAAGGAAAAUAAUAAAAUCCAGUUUGCAACUUAAAUUACUUGGUAAUAAAAUCAAAACGAACAGUAAUACCUAAUAAGGACAAAUUGUAAAAAUAUCAAAGUACAUAUGUGCUAUAGGAUAUCUUGAAUAAAAGAGAAAAGCCAGUGUCUUAAAAGGUUAAUCAGUAAAACACAUCUUCUUUCAUCACUGUGAAUAAAUAAUUAGAAGAAAUUUCUGAUUAAAAGUACACUGCCAAGAAAAUUAGAAUAAGCUUGAGUAUUUUUCCAAAAUGUAAAUAGUAUUAUCAGUUUUUAAACUGUUAUAAAAAUAAAUCCAUGCUCUUUGCAACAAUUAAAAAUUAAGAACAUGGAAAAUUUUACUAGUCAGAGAUAAUCAAUAUGAAUAACUUUCUCUGUGUUUUGGGAUAUUUUACUGGACAUAACCAUCUAUGUGUAUCAGCCUUUCUUGUUUUUCUGUUUUAACUUAAAAGUAGGGGAUUAUGCAUAGUAUUUAAAUUCUCUUUGUGUAUCAAGAGACUAUGGCUUUAGCUCUACUAUAUUUAACUAUAUUAACCUGUAUACAGUUUUGUAUUUGAUGAUUCUGGGAAGCAAACACAAGGUCUUUCAGAUGGAAGACAAGUGCUCCACCCCUGAGCUCCAUCCCAAGUCUGUCUAAAAAUUCUGAUGUCUGCAUUGUAUCUCAUUUAUGAUUAAAUCAUAAUUCAUU